Molecule: messenger RNA, 2468 nt
Organism: Phodopus roborovskii (desert hamster)
Lineage: Eukaryota; Metazoa; Chordata; Mammalia; Rodentia; Cricetidae
Gene: Jrkl
Product: JRK like
Exons: 1
Coding region: 41-1621 (526 amino acids)
Cellular component (GO): nucleus
Molecular function (GO): DNA binding
Source: RefSeq, a predicted model, not a curated record
GGCGUGGGUGGGCGCGGCGUGGGCGCGCCGGGCGCUCACCAUGUCCGCGAAGCGGAAGCGGAAGCGAGUGGUACUGACCAUUAAGGAUAAACUGGACAUAAUCAAGAAGCUGGAAGACGGAGGCUCCUCCAAGCAGUUGGCCGUGACUUACGGCAUCGGGGAAACCACAGUUAGGGACAUUCGGAAGAACAAGGAAAAGAUCAUAACGUACGCCAGCAGCUCGGACUCCACAAGCCUGCUGGCCAAGCGGAAGUCCAUGAAGCCGUCCAUGUACGAGGAACUGGACAGAGCGAUGCUCGAGUGGUUCAACCAGCAGCGAGCCAGAGGGAACCCCGUGUCCGGGCCGGCGUGUGCCAAGCGCGCAGAGUUCUUUUUCUACGCCCUGGGAAUGGACGGCGACUUUAACCCUUCCGCUGGCUGGUUAACCCGCUUUAAGCAGCGGCACAGCAUCAGGGAGAUUAACAUCAGAAACGAAAGGCGGAAGGGAGACGAGGCUGCCCUGGAAGACUUCUGUGAGGGGUUCAGAGCUUUCAUCGCGCGGGAGGAUUUGCAGCCGGAACAGAUCUACAAUGCGGACGAGACUGGGCUGUUCUGGAAGAGCUUCCCUUCCAGGACCGCGGGAGCUAAGGGAAAACGCGCUGCCCCUGGGCACAACGCACUUGAAGAAAGAGUCACUGUUAUGUGUUGUACCAACGCAACAGGCUCACACAAACUUAAACUUUGCGUUGUGGGCAAAGCAAAGAAACCUCGCUCCUUCGAGUCGACCGACACCUUAAACCUGCCAGUCUCGUAUUUCAGCCAGAAAGGUGCAUGGAUGGAUCUCUCCAUUUUCCGGCAAUGGUUCGACAAGAUUUUUGUGCCUCAGGUUCGAGAGUACUUAAGAUCUAAAGGCUUGCAGGAAAAAGCCGUGCUCUUGCUGGAUAAUUCCCCAACACAUCCAAAUGAAAAUGUCCUGAGGUCAGAUGAUGGCCAGAUAUUUGCAAAAUGUUUACCACCUAAUGUAGCCUCAUCGAUUCAGCCUUUGGGUCAGGGCAUCAUAGCAACUAUGAAAAGGAACUACCGCGCAGGUCUUCUCCAGAACAAUUUGGAAGAAGGUAAUGACCUGAAAUCAUUCUGGAAGAAGCUGACUCUGUUGGAUGCACUUUAUGAAAUAGCAAUGGCAUGGAACUUAGUCAAGCCGGUUACCAUUAGCAGAGCUUGGAAACAGAUUCUGCCUUCCAUAGAGGAAAAGGAAGGCUCGGACUUGGAUGAAGAAGAUAUUUCUGGGGCUACCGUGGCCACCAUUUUACAGCAUACCAAAGGCCUGGAAAAUGUGACGCCUGAAAACAUAGAAAAGUGGCUUGAUAUUGACAGUACUGAGCCAGGUUAUGAAGUACUAACCGACAGUGAAAUCAUCAGAAGGGCCCAAGGCCAGACGGACGAAGGCAGUGAGAACGACGAGGAAAGAAUUGAGCUGAUCCCAGAGAAACAGAUAAAUCAUACAGCUGCUCUCCAAUGGACUGAGAAUUUAUUAGAUUAUCUAGAACAACAAGGUGAUAUGAUUCUACCUGACAGACUGGUAAUUCGUAAGCUUAGAGCCACCAUCAGAAAUAAACAGAAGAUGACAAACCCAAGUCAAUAGCAGUGUUUGAGUUUUAUCAUUGCUAUGAUAAUUGUGUUUGUGUGACACUCUGUGGCCUAAUUUUCUUAGUGUUCCACACUGUCAAACACAUAAAGAUGUAACUGAAGUGGUUUGAGGAUUAUGUGUCUUACUUAUCCCGUUAUUUGUAAAAACGGAACGAAUUCUAUGUAGAUAUACAUGACACAUACAUUUGUUUCUGUAAAUCGGUGAUGUAAUGGCAUUCCCUACAUUUUCUACCUUUAAAAAAUGAAUACAGUGAGCACUUUCCUAAAUUCUUUUGCUUGAAUUGAGGGCUACAGUAGCAAUCUUGUGUUAACCACCUUAAGUGGUUAUCUGAUUUUUGUAUUUGCAUUGGCUGAGAAUUAAAGGACUGGUUUCAGGAUGACAUAACAAUGAAGUUCAAUAAUGAUAGUGGAAAUAGUCUAUGAAUUAUAAAAAUAACUUAGAACCAUAUUUCUGUGUUCUUGCUUUUUUGUGGGUAGAAAACAUAAUUCUGGAAGUAGUUAUUGAAUGAGAAACUGGAAAGCUGACUUAUGAGAGGUAUUUUUAUCUGCUCAUUUGGAGGAAACUGGCUGUUAAAAAUUUGGGAAACAGGUUUAUUUAUACAAAGAAAAAGGAUUUUUUUUUUGGGUUGGAUAACAAUAUAGAAUUAUUUAUUUAACUAAUUUUUCCAAAAGUGUUUUUAAUUAUUACAUAUAAUAAUAUGAACUCCCACUAAUAUUUGGGAAACUUCUGAAAUUUAAUUCUUUUUUUACUGAAUAUUUAGAAAUAUCUAUAACUUGAAAAUUUUGUCAUACUUGGCUGAUUUAUUUGAUAUGAAAAAAUAAAGUUUUUAUUUUAGAUAAAU